CUCGGAUCCAGUCCUGAAGAAAGAGCUGGAGGAUGUGUGGAGGACAGAGGAGCGACUGCAGGACAGACACGCACAGUUAGGAAACGCGCUCCUCUUUAUUGCAGUAAUAUAUAUUUUAAUAAGAAGCUGCCGUCAGACCUGCAGACUCCUCCACUCAGGACCCAGAGGCAGCCAGACGCGUGCUGAAGAGUUUCAGCUCAGUUAGUCUAGUUUUGAUUCCAGCCUCGUUAGAAACUCUCGCCACGUUUUAAAUGCAACGGUGUCUGAUUUAUGAGAAGAGCAUGGCAGCCGAGGCGCGGAACGGCGGACCUGCGCUCCACAACAACAACAACAACAACAACAGCUGCAAAGACCCGCAGCGCAGGAAGCUGCUGGUCGGAGUGGACCUCUUCUGCCUCUUCCUGGCCGGCCUGCCUUUCCUGGUCAUUGAGACCAGCGCUGUUCAGCCUUACCGCAGAGGGUUUUACUGCGACGAUGAGUCCAUCAAGUAUCCGGCCAAAACCGGAGACACCAUUAGCGACGGUGUGCUCAGCGCCGCCGGCAUUCUAAUCACCAUCCUGUCUAUCGUAAUCGGCGAGAGCUACAGGAUCUACUUCCUGAACGAGGGCUCCAAGUCCUUCGUGGGGAACCCCUACGUCGCCGCCCUCUACAAGCAGGUGGGCGUGUUCAUCUUCGGCUGCGCCGUCAGCCUGUCCUUCACCGACAUCGCCAAGGUGUCGGUGGGCCGCAUGCGGCCUCACUUCCUGGACGUGUGCAAGCCCGACUUCUCCACCAUCAACUGCUCCCUGGGCUACAUCACCGAGUACCAGUGUCAGGGUCCAGAGGGCAAAGUUCAAGAGGCCAGGAAGUCUUUCUUCUCUGGACACGCGUCUUUCUCCAUGUACACCAUGCUGUACCUGGUGUUUUACCUGCAGUCCCGCUUCACUUGGCACGGCGCCCGCCUGCUGCGCCCUUUAACCCAGUUCACGCUCCUCAUGAUGUCCUUCUACACCGGCCUGUCCCGGGUGUCCGACCACAAGCACCACCCGUCCGACGUGCUGGCCGGGUUCGCUCAGGGAGCGCUGGUGGCCUACUGCAUCGUGUUUUUCGUGUCGGAUCUGUUUAAGGCCAGAGGCAGGCGCUCUGCGCUGGCGCCGACCCCGGUGAAGAAAGACCUUGUUCCUGCGCCAGACAUCCGAGAGCGAAGCAACCACCUCAUCAUGGCGUGAAGCUGGCUGCACCGCCAUCAAGCCCGACCUGUGCCUUUUCAGACAAUCACUGCUACAGCCACUAGUCACAACUGGAUCAAACUACUCACAGCUUCUGGAAAAUGCAGAGAAACAUGGAGGCUUGAAUUUCUUGAAGGAUGCACAGAGACUGGAGAAGCAGUCGGGACGAUCUGCUCUGUCCGUCCUCCUCAGCCUCACCCGCUGGUUUUAAUGUGGAAAAGAGAGACGACCUCCUUUCUGCUGAACGGGAUGUUUGUCCCUGGUCGUCCUGCUAAAAAGAUUACUGGAGAUUGUCCACUGCCGAGGCCUUUCCACGAGGUGAAGUCAGAAAGGAACAAAGCUGUGUGCGGCUUUUGUGCGUUUGCUCGUAUCCCUGCCGCUCGCUCGCCGUGUGACGAAGCCGUCGCGACGUUAAAACAAAUUCCUCAGUUUUCAGGAAGGAUGUGGUUUCCGUGCGUUACAUUGGACGUGUGAUUUCUAGCUCUGCUUUAGCUCUACUCAGUACUGUCUGUCACCACUCCAAUGACCCAAGGUGACGCUUCGGAAGCUCCCGUGCACUGUGCACGGCGUGGCGUGCACUGUGCACGGUGUGUUGCUCCCUGUGACCGGCGGUGGAGCGAGCGGUGCGGUGGUGUGUGUUCGAUGUGGGCCGCCUCCUGCUGGCUGGGACGAGCCCCCACUGAGCCACUGUCCGUUACACUAAACCAGACGGGUGCUUUAGAAGUGUUAGGUCAGUGUGUGUGAGUGUGUGUGUGUGUGUGUGGGUGACACCUUUCUGUAAGCGUGCCAGUGUUUCUUAAUGUGGACUGUAUAUUUCACUGUUUAUAACCUGCAAGUGUGUGUGUGUGUGUGUGUGUGUGUGUGUGUGUGUGUGUGCCAGACAGCAGGAGCACUGUGGGGGGCGCCGUGCACAGCACAUGUAUUACUAAUCAUACUGAUUAUUAACGUGAUGAGCAGAUCCUGUGGUUUACUGGAUGCAGGCGUACAUACUCUAUAUAUUCUGCUGAAACGAAGAUGUGAACCUCCCGUCAGUCGUGGAUACGUAUGACGUUUAUAAUUCCUUCUAAAACUCCAAAGCUAAUUUCAUAUAUGAUUAUUAGUCACCUUGCAAUUUGCUGAAUUACUGGCGUCUUGUAAAAUAAAACAAAGGAGCCGACGCUGAGGCUCUGCUUUUAUAAUAGACAAGUUUUCACGAUGCUGAUGUGUUUGUGUGCCUUAAUGUGAUUUUUGGCCAAAAAGAAAACCAGUGACUGACAAAGCCAGCCUUUUUUCUUGUGUGUUGAAUGUGGACUAUAGAAGGAGUGAACUGCAUGAAGACUGCAUCGUACAGUGAUGCACGGCGUGUGAAUUUUCAGCACGCCGAGUGAAAAAGUGCCCACUGCGACGGUUCGUCGAGACCUGUGUAAAUGUUGAACAUGCUGCUCAAAGAGUCAGAGCUGGGCUUAAUGCCAUCCAGUGCGGCUGGCUCCUGGUGAACAGGAAGGUUUAUUAAGAAAAUCACAACAAAGCUGUCGACGUGGACGGCUUCAGUAUGUUUUAUAUCUGUAUGUUGAAUAAAUCCGUUUCUGUAUUUUUGUAGUGUGUAUAAUGCAACUGUUCGGACGUAUCGAAGAUGAAAUGUCUUUAAUAAAACACAGAACAUUAAAAGCGCA
Molecule: messenger RNA, 2860 nt
Organism: Salarias fasciatus (jewelled blenny)
Lineage: Eukaryota; Metazoa; Chordata; Actinopteri; Blenniiformes; Blenniidae
Product: phospholipid phosphatase 3-like
Exons: 6
Coding region: 252-1208 (318 amino acids)
Biological process (GO): phospholipid metabolic process; phospholipid dephosphorylation; signal transduction
Cellular component (GO): plasma membrane
Molecular function (GO): phosphatidate phosphatase activity
Source: RefSeq, a predicted model, not a curated record